Messenger RNA from Besnoitia besnoiti, 813 nucleotides. RefSeq lists its product as uncharacterized. Bases 1 to 813 code for a protein of 270 amino acids. The transcript has 8 exons. NCBI's taxonomy places the organism in Eukaryota, Apicomplexa, Conoidasida, Eucoccidiorida, Sarcocystidae. The record is from RefSeq and is a predicted model, not a curated record.
AUGGCAGGGAUGACUCGCGAGAGGAGAGUUCUGAAGCUUACCGAGAUCGCUUUAAACGCACACCAGUGGAAUAUGCCAUUGGCUCGCGUGAUUCUCCCGGAUAAAAAGGGAUGGAAGCACCAGGGCAUAAUCACAGAGCCGUUCAACGGCGCUCUUACCCCGGAUCCAGAGAAGUCGUGCUAUGAACUGCAGGGCUGGACACCCAAGGUCCACGCCAACACGGCGCUGCGCGAGAUCGUCACCUCUCGCAAUGGACUUGUAACUCGGACGUCGAAACUAGUGCGGCCGUUUGUGUCGAUGCAGCACAUCUAUUAUCUUGGACAUUUCGAUAGCAAGCCAGCCAAUAUGCUCGUCGCCCGUCAGCCGGGCCCACGUCAUGUCGAGCUCUUACCCGGAGUCUCUGGGCUUCGCGCUUCUUCCCUUGCAUAUUAUGAGGUGUUUGCCCACAUGCCGAAACUCAGCACGCAUGUUACCGCCCAAUUCCAUCAUGGGCUGGAGAAAGAAGAGUAUACUACGCUUCUGUACAACGUCGAUGUCAUGACAUUUAAGCUCAAUGUGGCUCGAGCGGCAGCCCGCCAAAAACUCAAACUCGCCGUCGAGAAAGCCAUGAUGAAACUCGGCGAUGAAGCUGAGGAAGUAGCCAGCAAAGCUCUUGCGGAGAAGGUGCAGGCGAACAUGCUUCCUCCUAGACUCGUGGCCGCGCAGCGUCGACGCUUUGGCGAUGAGAGUGGAUCUACCCUAUCAUACAUCGUUCAAUUCGUCGAGGAGAUUCGGCAAGAAAAGGGAAAUAUAAGUAAGGAUAUCCAACGCUGA